UGCUGUUAGAUAUCACAAUAAAUAAUAAUAAUCCAAUCUUGCAUAGUAUUUCAACAGUCAUCUUCGAUCCAUUCAGUGUAGGGAUUGGUGUUAGAUAUCACAAUAAAUAAUAAAAAUCCAAUCUUUCAUAGUAUUUCAACCGUCAUCUUCGACCCUUGAUCAAUACCAAAUGACCUUCCAGUUCUCUCUCUACACUAAUGGAAAUUUGCAUACGUGCAUUUAUAACAGUACCGAAUAUUGGCCUAUUGGGUCAUAAUUUUCUCUAUAUAAUGUAGUUAUCUUUUUUGGGUACUUGCCCAAAAUUGGUUGCUCAAAUCAGAGAUGGACAGUGAAGGUUAUUGUACCGAUACCAUUAUAGAGCGGCGGAGGAAAGAGAGAGAAAAUUUGACAAAUUUUUCGUGUAUAUCGCCGCGGUUGAUUCUUUCGCGGUGGUUCAGUGGGGAGAACUUGAGGAGUUCAGAGAAGACGGGGAACAGAGGAGAGAAAAAUGAGAAGGGGUGUGCAAGAUUUGACGUGAAGAGCAAAAAUAAGGCUGUCAAGUGUUCAAUGAAAUGCCACUCAUCUGCUUCUUCUUCCCCAGAAGAGCCAGCAGUCCAUGCAAAAGAGGCCUCUUUCAACCUUGGAAUUGGAUUUGGUCUAAUUUAUCUCAUUGCUGCAAGCCGAAAUGAACUUAGCCAAAUGGUGGAGUUGCACAAACAAAUGAAAAUGCUGCUUCAAAAUUUGCAAACAGAAUUCAAAAAUCAAGAGAGCGCAUUGUUAGUUCCAUCUGAGUCCAGAAUUUCUAGCUCUUUCUCCAAAACGGGUGCCCAAGAAGUUUUGUGCACUAAGGAAAAUGCUUCUUAUCAAUAUUCAUCUUCGAAUGACAUCAAAAACUCGGAAGUUGCUCUAGGCUGUAGUCAGUAUCCAUACAAGAAGAUAUACAGACGAGAAAGAAGUUUAACAAUGGAUCAGCUUGAAGCAGAACUCGAAGAUGAAUUUUGUCGUCUGCAACUCCACAUGGAUAAAGAGUCCAUGUUGGAGUACAAAAAGCAGCAACUUAUGGAGAUUAAUCUAGAGGACACCGCACCUGAAGAGACCCUCAGUACAAGCUCUAGAGAAAUUAUCGAGCAGCCUGAGUCUAGAGAAUACUAUGGAGUUCAUCCUGGCGAGCUUGCAUGUAGAUUGCACGAACUUCUAGAAGAAAGGCAGCAAGAAAGGAUAAAAGAGCUUGAAUCAGCUUUAGAAUGUGCAAUGCACAAGCUUCAUGAGAAAGAAAGAGAAGUCUCUUGGUGGAAAGACACUGCGACAUUGCUAAGCCCAUUCCAGUCAAUGGCUUGUCAAAGUAGGCGUAAAAUCCCAAGCCAACUUCUCGAAUUUUGAGAUUUCGGUCAGUACCAUGGAACUGCUUGGAUGGUAUCUUGUUCUAUGCCAUGUUUUUCCUAUCUUUAGUUUAUUACUACUUUUUCAAUGUACAUUUCAUAUGUUGGGAUAAGCCACUGUUCUCGUUGCUCGUUUAAAAAUAACGAUUAUAUGAUAGGCACUUUGCUGUGAUUCCUUCGGAACUUUCAUGUAGUAUUUGAAUGUAUUGAUAUUUACCUGAGGUUUUUCAUUAUAAAAAUGCUUAUAAAUUUAUA
This is a messenger RNA of Olea europaea var. sylvestris, 1613 nucleotides long. RefSeq names its product protein POLAR LOCALIZATION DURING ASYMMETRIC DIVISION AND REDISTRIBUTION-like. NCBI's taxonomy places the organism in Eukaryota, Viridiplantae, Streptophyta, Magnoliopsida, Lamiales, Oleaceae. The transcript is spliced from 3 exons. Bases 322 to 1359 code for a protein of 345 amino acids. Gene Ontology annotation, biological process: asymmetric cell division. The record is from RefSeq and is a predicted model, not a curated record.